GAGGAUUCAGACUAGGACGCAGAUUUCCCUCUCUCCUCUAAAAGUGGUGGUCAUGAUGGAAGCUUCUCUAACAGGAGUCAAGAACACGAUUCACUGAUGAGACUCAGCAUGUUACGCAGGAUGAUGCUGCAAUUGCUGCUGAUCUGCACUGUGGCUCUGACCGUUUCUGGCCAGCAGGAGGACACAGAUGGGUGCAGCUGGGGGAGGCAGACUCUUCCUCUGCUGCUGGACACACAUGUUGAGAUACUGAAUAAACCUUUGUUCAGAGAAGAGCAGCAGCUGGUGGACGUCAGGGAUGGUCCACGCACAGCAGGGCAGAGUGACCCAGAGAGGAUGCUGGGGUAUGAGACGCUGUAUGAGAACGGCACCUGCACUCACACCGAUGUUGAACUGCAGGGCUUCAGCAUGAGCUCUGCUCGAGGGGGCUCAGGAAAACGGAGGAAACGUCAAGUUUAUGGAGCGGACGGACGCUUUGUGAUCACGGACUCAAACUUCAUUACUAACUAUCCAUUCUCCACAGCCGUCCGGCUCUCCUCGGGCUGCUCAGGAGUCCUGGUCUCGUCCAAACACGUGCUGACCGCAGCUCACUGUAUUCAUGAUGGACGCUUCUAUCUCAAUAGUGCCAAGAGGUUAAAAGUGGGACUGCUGCAGCUGAAGACCAAGAGAAGAAGGAAGGGGGAGAAGGGGAAGAAACGAAGGAGAAGAAAAGAAGUGGGGAUGGAAAAAGUGAGGAGAAAAGGUGGCGUCAAACGUGUGCGACGGGGCGUCAAACCAAAGCAACCAGUGUUCCGAUGGACCCGGAUUAAACAGAUGAAAAUCCCUCAAGGGUGGAUUCAAUCGACCACAACUGUUUCUCGGGACUACGACUAUGCCCUGUUGGAGCUCAAGCGACCGGUUCAGAUGAAGCCCAUGGAGCUGGGCGUGGCACCGUCCGCCUCCACUCCCACCCGGAUCCACUUCUCAGGCUACGACGCUGACAAGAACCUUCUGAACGGCAGCGGCCAGGAGAAGGUCAUCUACCGCUUCUGUCCAGUGGUGGAGGAGUCCGAUGAUCUGAUGUACCAGCACUGCGACGCCCAAGACGGUGCCGCCGGGGCUGGGGUGUACAUCCGUGUACGGGACAGCACCAAGGAGGGGAAGUGGCAGCGGAGGGUAAUCGGGGUGUUCUCAGGUCAUCGGUGGCUGGAGGAGAAAGAGGAAGAGGAGGACGGGGCGCUUCAGGGGGAUUUUAAUAUUGCAGUGAGGAUCACGCCUCCUAAAUAUGCUCAGAUCUGCCACUGGAUUCAUGAAAACCCGAGUCGCUGCAGAGAGGUGUGACAGCAACACACUCCAGCCCACAGAUCUGAGAACAGUUGAGGGUCAAACACGACCUCACCUUGAACAGCAGUCCGGAAAUAUAAGAUUCUUCAUUUUAGAUUAACUACACCUUUAAAUACUUGUCUCGUACUGUUCAUAAAUGUUAUUUAUGCUGUUUUUACAUUACAGUUUUACAAAACUAGUGAUGGGCUGAUGAGGCUUCAUGACACGCUGUCCUCAAUUUCAGAGGCCACUAGAUGGCACUCUCUGCUCUAAAAUUGUAAUAUUUCAAAAACGAUUUCAAUGAAACCUCACAUUUUUAUUCCAAGAGCGCCACCUACUGAGCUCUGACAUCAUCAAGGGUCGCUGUAAUUCACUUGAUUAUAUAAAAAGUAUGUCUCAACAUAAGCAGCAGUGCAACCUCCUUUUGUCAAUGUUAUUUUGUACCUGUUCUGUGACUUUAUUUAAGUUGGACAAAAGGGAAGUGAUGAGUCGUGGGUUUGUAUUAGUGUCUUUAUAUUUUAUUGCAUCUCAUUUGGACUCACAUGCAGGUCAAAGGUCAGGAGUGAGGACAGUGCCGCCUAUUGUAACCUUGAGAAGAAUAAACCAAACACUGAAU
Synchiropus splendidus (mandarinfish) is the source of this 1915-nucleotide messenger RNA. RefSeq names its product inactive serine protease 35-like. The transcript is spliced from 2 exons. Bases 97 to 1317 code for a protein of 406 amino acids. Lineage: Eukaryota; Metazoa; Chordata; Actinopteri; Syngnathiformes; Callionymidae. Gene Ontology annotation, molecular function: serine-type endopeptidase activity. The record is from RefSeq and is a predicted model, not a curated record. Gene Ontology annotation, biological process: proteolysis.